AUGUUCGAAUACGACCAGUGGUUCUACAUUGCGGACGCCGACGGCGACGGACGCGUCGGCGGCGCGGAGGCAGUGCACUUCUUCAUGCGAGCGGGUCUACCAAAGAGCGAUCUGGCGAAACUGUGGGACGCCGCGGAUAGUGCGCGGAUGGGAUUCCUGGAUCGGCGUACGUUUUCGCUGGCGUGCGUGCUCAUCGGCGCGCUGCAGCAGUACGGGACGAUCACGCGCGACGUGUUCGAGAAAGCGACGAGUGGACGCACGGAGGGCUUGCCAAAGCCGAAGCUUCAGGGAUUGGAACUGACGGAGCGGCCGCGAGAGGCUCCAGAGAUGUUCGCGUCGACGGCGACACGCGCAGAGAGUCAACCGUCCAGGGCGCAAGAACCCGCGCCGGCGUAUGAUCCGUCGAUGCAGUUCACGUCUCCUCCGCAAGAUGACUUUUUUGCCAUGGGAAGCGGACAGGAUGGAUUCUCAGCGACACCCUCGACGGCGGCCCCUCAAGCGCCGGCGUCGUUUGAGUUCCGACCGCCGCCAAGCGCGGCUUCCAACGCGCCCCUGGCGCAGAAUUUCGAGGCUCCCGCGCUUCAGCCACAUGCACCGGGCCCCGAUGUGCAGUGGCCCGUGAUUGGUCCGAGCGAUUGGCAGCGAUACCAACAGAUAUUCCUAUCACACACAAAAGGCGAUCCGGCGGCCAAGCUGACUGGUCAGCAAGUGGCGCCUAUUUUACUCGGUAUGAACGCCCCAAAACAGGUUCUCAAGGAUAUUUGGGAGGUGAGCGAUGGCGAUAAGGACGGGGGGCUGACGUGGUCGGAGUUCGUGGUGGCCGUGUAUCUCACGGAACAAGCUAGAAAGGGCAUCAUGCCACCCAAAGUACUGCCACCUGGUCAGUUUCCACCGUUCAGCCUGACCGCCGGCGCGCAGUCAGUGCCACCGGUGCAGCAGCAAACGCCGAUGUUUGCAUCGGUUCAAUCGAAUACGAUCACGACCAACGGGCUGAUAACACCUAGCAUGGUUCGCGAUGAGUUACAAACGUUGACGGGUCCUAUGUUGGCACCACCUCCGAACGAGGAAUAUUCCUAUCGAGGACCAGUGACGAACAUCUCCUCCAUGCCACAGCAGGAUCAGGAUCUGGCGCAAAAAGUGUCUAACGACGCUCAGAAGAGUGACAGGGAGCUUUGGGAUCAGGAGAUGAAAGAGAGAGCGGCGAAAAUGAGCGCGCAAGCGGCGCAAGAAGCUCUCGCCAAUCUUGCCAUGUUCGUUCGUAAGUGCGAAGCUGCGCUCAGUGAGGCGUCGUAUAGGGCGGAAGCGGCCGAAAUGCAGGUAAAAGAACUUCGGCAAAAGUAUGAUUCGAUGCAGAAUCACGUGCGUGAGCUCGCGGAAAAGAUCGAAGAGCCGAUCAAACGGAUCGAGGCAUCGAAGAAGGAGUACGACGACCUCGCGGAGCAGUUUGGAAAGCUGGAAGCUAAACACGCCGAUUUAGCGAAGAGCGCUGCCUCUGGUGCGCCAAAUGAAGCGAAGGCGGCGCAGGAGUUGGCGAGCAUGCGCGCGAGAGUCGAAGAAAAGUCAGCGCAGAUCGCGGCAGACCAAGCGCGUGCGAGCCAGUUUGAACGGCUCACCACGUCUCAACCGGUAGCGGCUCAAAAUUUCUUCGACCUCAGCGAUACCCCGGCGCCCGUGCUCUCGCCGGCUUCCGCAAACGGCAUGUUCGAUGAGUGGGGUAAGUGGGGUAAGACGGCAAACGAGGAGGUUUCGCUCGCGAAAACAAUUCAGGCACCUCCGACGCAUACAAAAUCACCAUCGGAUGUUCCCGCGGUCGCCGCCGCGCUCACGGAUGUCGGCGGUAAUUUCUUCGCGAGCAUCGACACGGAACCUGCAAGAGAGACUUCCGCAGUGGACAGUGCACCAGCGUCCUUCGACGCCUACGACGACCCGUUCGGUGCGCCUCCACCGACACCGCCCGGAGGUCCUGACCAGGACGACCCAUUUGGCGCCGCGCCUUCGCCUGGUCCAACACCUCCCGCCGUUCGAAAAUCCCUCGAGAUCGAUCCCUUCGCCUUGGGCUAG
Messenger RNA from Ostreococcus tauri, 2061 nucleotides. Its product is annotated as EPS15 homology (EH). Gene Ontology annotation, biological process: endocytosis; endosomal transport. Gene Ontology annotation, cellular component: cytoplasm; plasma membrane. The transcript has a single exon. The coding region runs from base 1 to 2061 and encodes 686 amino acids. Gene Ontology annotation, molecular function: protein binding; calcium ion binding. The record is from RefSeq and is a predicted model, not a curated record. NCBI's taxonomy places the organism in Eukaryota, Viridiplantae, Chlorophyta, Mamiellophyceae, Mamiellales, Bathycoccaceae.